This is a messenger RNA of Octodon degus (degu), 714 nucleotides long. RefSeq names its product sterile alpha motif domain containing 12 (gene Samd12). Gene Ontology annotation, biological process: cell surface receptor protein tyrosine kinase signaling pathway. Gene Ontology annotation, molecular function: protein binding. The coding region runs from base 117 to 704 and encodes 195 amino acids. Lineage: Eukaryota; Metazoa; Chordata; Mammalia; Rodentia; Octodontidae. The record is from RefSeq and is a predicted model, not a curated record. The transcript is spliced from 6 exons. Gene Ontology annotation, cellular component: cytoplasmic side of plasma membrane.
CGCAGGAUACUUAGGCGCGGGCGGGCGCGAGCGCGAGCGCGAGGAGGGGGGGCGCGCGGGCCGGAGGAGUUCCUCCGCCAAGACAAUUAUGCAUGCGUUAGGGCACCUCUGACAGAAUGGCCGUGGAAGCUCUCCACUGCGGUCUGAGUCCACGGGGCAUCGACCACCCUGCCCAUGCUGAAGGAAUUCAACUACAAAUUGAAGGCGAAGUUGUGGACUCUCAAUCCAUUAAGAAUAAAAAUUUCCAGAAGGUGCCAGAUCAAAAGGGAACCCCCAGGCGACUGCAGGGCGAGGCGGAGACGGUGAAGGUGUCGUGCCUUCCAGGGUGUAGAAUUUCUUCCUGUAGCUUCUCAUCAUUGCAGUCAGCUGCAGUGAAGCUGUCGAAGCCAGCGGCUCUGUGGACCCAGCAGGAUGUGUGCAAGUGGUUGAAGAAACAUUGUCCAAAUCAGUAUCAGCUCUACAGCGAGUCGUUCCGACAGCACGACAUAACUGGGCGAGCCCUGCUGAGACUCACGGACAAAAAGCUGGAGCGCAUGGGGAUCACCCAGGAGAACCUCCGGCAGCACAUCUUGCAACAGGUGCUCCAGCUGAAGGUGCGCGAGGAAGUCAGAAACCUACAGUUACUCACACAAGAUUCCCCUGAAUUCCAUCUUCUGUCUCACCUCUGUCCUGUUGAACGUAGGCCCCUGUGGUUUCCACACUGAAGAAAUGGAC